AUGCGAUCUUCGCCAUCUAGCUCGGUGGGCCAAAGCCGCUCGCCUCAGGCUUCGCAACGCUCGAGCCCUUCUCGAAUAGCACACCGCCACCAGGUACGAUCCGACCAAUCCAUCUUGGCCGCCAGAGUGGUUGUUGCGGAAGGAAGCGAAUUCGUUCUUGAGCCUCUUCCAGUUCGAACCUCUCCUUUACCGUCCGCAUCACCAACAGGACAACACAGACGCAUAUCUGCUCCUAACCCACAAUCCUAUUCCUCACGACCGCCACCCUUCGCGCCAUUGCCGCCCAUCUCGAACUCCAGCGCACCACCUCGCGCAAGACAGGUGGAUCGCCCCUACCGUCCGCCGCCUUCGAGUAGCGCCCGCUUCUAUGAACGCCAACAGCAACGUUGGUUGCUACAACAUACUGACCCGCCACCGAAUACACUCGAGAAAUAUUCAGCUCCCAGCUCCAUUCCUCCGCUCUUGGCUUCACCUCCUCUUUCAACGUCUCGUCCAUUCUCCGCAACCACCAGCCUCGUUCAUGCACAUCCUGCUUCACCAUCACAUUGCUUUCUGCUCGACGCAGAGCAACACAACCUCGCAGCUCGAUCUCGCUCGGGCUCCAACGCUUCCCCUGUUUUACGUUCGAGGGCGAAUAGUGUCAGCUCUCUAGCUCCACCUGCUACAACCCUUCGUGCUCGAUCAGGCAGCGCAGGAAGCUUCACCCGCAGUCGUAUCUCGAACGGUUACAUGUCCAACGAUGAUGAUGAAACCGUCGAAAACCAGCCUUUGCAGCUCAUGUCAGCCGUACAUCAGGACGCCAACGAACAGCAAGCACGGCCCAGAAGCGCGUCAUUCCUCCCAACGCCAUCCGACCAUGAUCCCUUACCUGCGUGCAAAAAGCAAUCGCCAGAAUCAACCUUUGUCGAUACCACCUUGGGCGACUCUGGCGAUGCUGACUGGGAUGCCGAGCUCGGAAUCUCUGAAACCGACCAUGCAGAGCCUUUAAGGCUACCUUUACUUCCGUCAGCAGAGCACGUCUUGCAAUCCUCCCGUAUCAGAAUGUCCGACUCUAUCCUUACUGCGCCGACUGCCGUCGUGGCGAGUAACAUUACCAAAGACUCGUCCAACCCGCAGUCGUGCCUGCAAAGCAUCAAUGCUGCCGAUCUCAGGGGUAUUCGAGUAACUUCUGCCGUCAGCGAAAACUGGGAUGACGACUUUCUUUUCCAAAUCGAUCAAGAGCCGAUCGACUCUGAGCCUCACAAUAGCUACACCGGUCAAAGCCAAGUCGCAAGUGAUCAUCCUAACUCGGAGCGUGAUUCGGCCGAGAGGCUACUACAGUCACACGCAGACCAGAUGGCAGCAAGCGAAGACGACGUUGAGAACUGGGACGAUGCUUUUUCUUGGAAUGCGGAGUCCAUCUUCACGCCAUCAGCCUCGACAUCCUCCUCACUAUACGACUUCAUGCAGCGAUCGGACGCGAACGACCGCUUGUCACUUGGAAACACGACUUAUGCAAAAUCAGCCUUGUCCCCAGAAUUGCCACAGACCUUUAGCCGGCAAGCGGAUUCAGCCAAAGGACAUGUCCUGACGAGUCAAAAGAACAACCUUCCAACUGUUUCAUCAAUGACCUACGCCGCCGGCAUCUCAGCUCGUCUUGCUGCACAAUCUGAUGGCGAGUCCCAUCAAGCCAGACUUUUGCAGGACAGUGCCGACCACUCUGCUCCGCGCUAUCCGGAAUCUAAGCAAUACAGCGCUCUCUCCCGAGAUCGCGGCAUGCGCAGCAAGACUCGGGUCGUCAAUUGUCGCACUGAUGACAGCGGGGAUGAAACCGAGACCGAGAUUCCCUCUAAAGAGGCUCUAGCGUCUGCAUUGACUCGUCCUGCUCGCCGAUCCCUAGGCUCAGCUCUUGGUUUCGACGUACGCCGCAAGAGUGUUGCCAAAGACGCUGCAGUGGGCAAAGCGUCGCCUGUUUGUGUUGAGACUCAGAACAAAGACAAUGUCGACUCUACGCAGGCAAAGUCUCACACGAGAUCUCAGUCCAAGUCCAAAGUUGGCGCUCUGCAAAGAUUCAGUUUCUCGCGCUCUCGUCUCAAUGUCGCCAACGUGUCCAGCACCAGCAUCAACGAAAUGCAACAGGCAGAAGAAAGCCCUCAGCGGCCGUAUGUCAACGAUGCCAAUAAGAGUCAAGCUUCUCUUCUCAGUCACGCGUCCACCUCAUCGAGCACCUCCCGACACGGAUCCACGCCAACCAGUCUGGAAAGGAGCUAUAACAUGCUCCGCAGCACCAGCUUCCGCCGGCUGCUUGGUCGUAGCGAGAAGAACAGUGGUGUCGCCAUUCCCCGCACAACAGUAGACCAGGCAUCGACUCUGCGACGCGGAUCUGACCCUUUCCACCCGAUGCUGCCUGUCUCUAGCCCUCCAAGAGACAAAGUAUCGGCUCACGCAGUCAAUCAGGUGAUGUCAUCAACAUCUGUUCGGAAUACUUUCAGGCGUUCGAUCGAGGUGACACCCACACGUCCCAAGAAUCAGAGCGGCCGGAGAGGGAGUGACGGCUCUCAGCUUGAUCUACUCGAGCAGGCCCUUUUCGAUCGAUCCAGCAGUUCAAUUACAUCUCCGACGUUCGUAAGACGUGCCAGGCAGCAAAGCGAUGCGUCGAAGCCUACGAACCAGCAGCCCUGUGAAGGGUGCAAUCCGCCUGCCGCUCGGCCAUCGCUGCCUCUGGACUACAGUGGCAUUCGACCUAGUCCCACAUCGGGUCUCCGACGUGAUCUUUCCAGCUCCAAUACACUGCGCGCUGGCCUCAGCUUUGCACCCGGAAACGCCACCAAACCCAGUGUAGCGAUCUCUGCACGACAAUGGAAUGCCUCCAAAGAUACGUACGCGCCGGCGCACUCUGACGCCGCUUCAACCGAUGGUUCAGCGGCACUAUAUCCAUAUAAUGGUGAAAAGACGAUGCGAGGCCCAGGCGGGCAUAGUUCGGCGAGCAGAUCAGUUUCGGCAUCAACUGCGCAUAGCCAUACGAGUGUUGAGUCACUCUACGGCUACAGAAUGCGAAAGCAGAUAUCAACUUCAAGUGGAGCCGACGCACCUGACUCGGAGACCUCGUAUGGCACCAGUAACGGAAGCUCUCCUCGGUUCGUGCGUCAGAGAUCUUCCACGUCCAACUGCUAUGCUGAUGUUGGUUCUGCUAUCGACACUAAGGACACAGCCUGGCUAGCUUCUGUUGACUUGUCUGGACAGCAGGAGUCUUCGAAACGGCACGAAAUUCAUCACGGUCGCGCUUCCAGCAUGCCAGGCUCGCCUCUAGCUCUCGAAAACACUCUCGAUGGCACGCCUGCAGUACCUCUUUUGCGCACUACUCGGAAGGAUUUGGCUCCAGACACCUCAUUGUCACCUUCCCAGAUGACAAAGCAGAUGCAAGUGGUGUCCGUGCCACCAGGUGUACUUGACGCCACCUACCAGCAAGCACCGCCAAGCACCACAGAUCCAGGAGUAUUUCUGGCGAAGGAAUUGAGCAUGGACACAAGCGCGCCGAGCUUGGCUUCAUCAAGUCAAGCGAUGGCUCCAUCAGCAGCGUCCAUAUCAUCCCGAAGGACCGCUGCUCGACGCAACAGCCUGGGCGAUCUGAAGAUUCCCAGCCGAAUCAGCAAAGCUCAGACGGGCAUUCGCAAUAACAUGAAUCUGGUCCGCGAUUUUGCCAAAGGCAUUGAGGAAUUAAAGGUACUGAAGGCGAGCUACAUGGAUUACAAGAUGAAUACUCCACGCAUAACAUCCAACGCAGGAGAAAGCGUACAGAACUGGCUCGAAUGCGCCGAUGUACUCAUAGGCCUCGGGGAAGGACGCAGCGAGUCUGACGCAACCGCACGCGUCGACACGUUGACUCACACGCCACUUUCCGAGCAUGUCGACGGCCGAUGCAUCACCUUCUCCGAUGCCUCUGCUAAUGUUGGUCCCACAUCGCCUCUCGACCAUCUAGCAAAUCGGCAAAUGUUGACUUCUGGUACCAGAAGUACCAGCGGCAUGAGCCAGAGGACGACAUCCACCAUGGAUAGCGGGCGGAGCGUCGAUGUGCAUAGAGAGAUCGACAUCUUGUCUGUCAUCCUGGGAGGACAAAUGCUGACUGCUGCCUCUCACAGCGGGAGCCGAUCGCAUGCGCGCUACCAGGCUGAAGCGUAUACCCGUGAAGAUCUGCCACGUCAAAACAAUACGUAUCCGGUUCCGAGCUCGCAAGGUCAUUCCAUUGCCUCUAUGGCGGACGAGUCAAAAUUGGCUACGCCCAAUGGCGAGACGUUUGGCGGAAAGCGAAACAGUGCAGAUGAUCGAGCAAGUACAUCUGAGCGACCUGUCAAGACCGCACCUGGUCUCAGCAGCUCCUCGAAUCCUAGCCUCGGAGAUGUCUCUGAGCUCAAUAGAGAUGAUGUUGGCGAUGUCAAUCGCAGUGCUAAGCGUCGCCUUCGAAGUGCCAGCCGUGCCGGGCUUCAAGGUCUCCGGGAGCUUCUCAAGGUAUUUAAGGGAACACCUGUUGAAGACAGUGGUGCGGCCAUGUCAAAAGGAAGUGGGUUGACCGAAAUUGAACCCGCGAGAGAUGACGCAAAGGACCAACCAAGGUACUCGAUCGACGGCGGCCCAUUGACUCCCACGACAUCGAGACCGAAGCGCAAAUCGAUCACUUUGAAGCGUCGAUCUUUCUUGCGUUCUAAGACAUCGCUGGAGAGCGUGUCAGCCAAAGCUGCAGACAUGCAGGUGCCGCCAGAGGCCACGCCGCCUUUGCCGUUGUCUGCUGAUGUUGGCUGGUAUUCGCAGCCCUCAGCAUCCCAAAAAGACAAGCGAAAGCCAGAAAUGUCACCAGCCAAGUCUUCGCUCGACAUGACGUGGGAGGCCGGAUCAGCUGAUCGUUCAACCCAAGGCUUUGAGCCUAGACGGCCGGCCACGGCAAGUUCAAAGGCGGUGAGACGUAUCUCUUUCCAGUCAGUGCUCGGCGGAAACGGCGCCAAGCGACAAUCCAAAGACGUAGCGCUAGUCAGUGAACCAAGUCCCAAGCGCAGCAACACUCUGCAACAACACGUCACACAAGUAAAAUCGACGCAGCACGAGCGUUCACAUUCUGUUGUUCAACACGGCUCGUCAUUACAGCACGCUCGUCCAAGUCUUGUCACCGGAACCUGCGAGGUGUCCCGGAUCGCAUCGCUAGAUCCACGUCGUGUAAGCACGUCAGUCGAUACACUGCAUCGUCAAGACCAGCUUCAGCUGCAGCUUGCGUCUCCUGCUGGUGCUUCGCGUACCGCACAGGUUCGAGCGCACAGCUCCACGGAAGGCACAGCACCGCAGCCACCGAUGAUACAGAAGCUAGCGCUGAGACCAGAAGCGAUGCCAGGUCUGUUGGUCUACGUAAUGGCGACCAAGCAGCAUCUGCAAGCGGCCAUUGACGAGAUGGCUCCGUCGUCGAGGCGAGACGUGCUUCUCUAG
Molecule: messenger RNA, 5448 nt
Organism: Mycosarcoma maydis (corn smut)
Lineage: Eukaryota; Fungi; Basidiomycota; Ustilaginomycetes; Ustilaginales
Exons: 1
Coding region: 1-5448 (1815 amino acids)
Source: RefSeq, a predicted model, not a curated record